This is a messenger RNA of Aspergillus nomiae NRRL 13137, 3816 nucleotides long. RefSeq lists its product as uncharacterized. NCBI's taxonomy places the organism in Eukaryota, Fungi, Ascomycota, Eurotiomycetes, Eurotiales, Aspergillaceae. Bases 1 to 3816 code for a protein of 1271 amino acids. The transcript is spliced from 7 exons. Gene Ontology annotation, molecular function: zinc ion binding; DNA binding; DNA-binding transcription factor activity, RNA polymerase II-specific. The record is from RefSeq and is a predicted model, not a curated record. Gene Ontology annotation, biological process: regulation of DNA-templated transcription; DNA-templated transcription.
AUGGAGUCUACCCACAGCAAGCCAUCCGUUCCCCCUUCGGAGCCAUCGCUUCGUUCCCGUCGACGACGUGCCAUCGAGGCCUGUUCGUUCUGCCGUAGAAGAAAGAUCAAAUGCAAUAAUGAACGACCUGUCUGCAUUAACUGUAAGACGUACGCACAGGACUGCGUCUAUGAGCCCAUUGGUAGUAAAGCUCGGGAGGCUGGCGAUACGCGCCAUAACCGGCCCAGGCACCGCAGGUCUCUAGAGAAGAGCGCCCUGAACGAUGGCAAAGAUGGACGCUCUCACCCAGGUCGGUUGCCACAGGGCGACGGUAGGGUUGACCAAUUGCAAGAGAUGCAUGAAGGAACAGCAUCUAGUAACCGUUCUAAUGGUGAUAUCGACCGAGGCGAUGCGACUGGGUCGUCUGAAGCUAGAGUGGCUCACAUUUUGGUUUCAGCAAACGGCGAGUCCAGCUAUCACGGCCGGACUAGUGCUUUGUUUGAAGAUCACUUUCAAGAUCGAUCAAUCGGGGCGGAUCAGCGCCCUCGAAUGCCGGAUGACUGGGUAGAGCGGGGCCUCGUCGCUGAAGCAGCAAAACAACGUCAGAUGGAACAGCUAAACUUCCGCCAGGCUAAGCUUGACUUUGAUGGUGUUGAUCCGGAUCUAGGGAUGCAUCUCCUCUCGCUCCACUGGAAUCGACAACAUCAUUCAUUUCUAAUAACAUACCGCCCAGCAUUCAUGAGAGAUAUGGCUUGCAAUGGUCCUUACUUUUCCAAGCUACUUCUAAACGCUAUCUACUUUGGCGCGGCCAAAUUCAGCCCUAGGUUAGAGGUUCGCAAAGACCCAAACGAUGUCCGUACAGCUGGCUGGAGGUAUCGCGAGCGAGUCCGCGAACUCCUAGGUGGUGCACUAGAUCAUAGUGAUAUCACAACAAUUCAAGCACUACUUGUAAUGACAAACUCACUCUUUGCUCUCGGAGAUGAAAGGAGUGCCGCAUGGCUGUACUCUGGUCUGGCGUUCCGCAUGUUGAUUGACAUGGGAAUGCAUGUUGACUUGACUAGUACGCACCGAUUUUCAGACGAGGAUUUAGAAAUUCGACGGCGGGUAUUUUGGGGUGCAUUUGUUGUGGACAAGAUCCAGAGCCUGUAUCAAGGCCGUCCCGUUAGCUUGAAAGACACAGACGCUCUUGUCCCAAUAAAGUUUCUGGACACCUACGAGGAGCUCGAGCAUUGGCAGCCAUUUGCCUAUACGACAUCAGCACCUGACUACCCUGGAAUGCCGGCGUACAGCAUAUCUACCUUCACGUGUCUGUGCAAACUCUCGCUCAUCAUGAGCGAUAUCCUAAGCAGUAUAUAUACGGAACGCAGUUCAAACCAAAGUCCCGCUGAGCUGGCAAGUAUGCUGGACGAACUGCAGCUGAGAUUGGACCAAUGGAAGGCAAGGUUGCCAGAACAUCUGCGGUUUGACCCUGGGAAAGCUCGCAGCGUGGCAUUCCCGCCGCCUCAUGUGUCCAGCCUUCACGCUAUGCAUAAUUCACUUGUCAUUCUGUUGCACCGUCCAUUUGUAGCAGACGGCCAUCUAUAUAGCACGUCUCCGUCGAUAUCUGUCGAUUCGUUCAUGAAGUGCGCCUCGGCGGCAUCAAAUACUAGCAAUCUGCUGCGUGCUUAUCACCGUGCAUUCUCUAUCAGACGAGCACCCUACCUGAUAUCGUACGCGACAUAUGUCGCUGCUACGAUUCUGACCCGAAUUGCGGCCAAACGUAGGCAUGACUCGAUAGCACAUGCCAACCUAGCGACCUGCCUCGCCGUCUUCAAGGAGAAUCAAGAGACGAACUCGGCAGUGAAGAAAGCGGCUAAUAUUGUACAAGGGUUGAUGAAAAGGCUUGGCGUCGUUAUUGACAAUAUCUCACUUGACGCUUUAGAAAUAGACCCACCGGUCAAAUCUUCCGAGCGAGAUCCACAGCCCAAUGACCGUGCUACUGAUGGCGAUGUCAGCGUCCAGCCGAGCGCCGGUACCGAAACCCACAAUAGUCUGACUAGUGGCAAUGUGACGGGAUAUUCAAACACCAAAAGUCCCGGUCAGCCGAUACAGUCCCCUGGAUCGGACUGGGUAGAUAUCGAUGGGAUUAUCCAGAGCUUUCUACAUGAGAAUAGCACCCGCGGAGCAAGACUACUUGAUUACGAGGCCAACGGAACCCCCACCCAGCUGUCUAGAGCACCAUGGAUGCCGCUGCAUCAAUGCGAUAUUCCUGCAACGGUGACGAUGGACAAUGCGCGGCACGUCGGAAGCCAGGCUUCUCUUCGUCCAGAUAUUGAUGUCACCAAUGGUGCGCAUCGAUCGGAGACAGCCAGUGGAACGUCUCAGUGGCAGUAUGGCUGGAGACCGACAAACUGCGAGCCUACAUCCCUAGAGGAUCCACUUUUUGGCUUGAAUGUUAGUGCCGCAAGUUCUCAGCAGAGCACUCGCCAAACCCAAGAAUAUUCCAAGUGGCUCCCUGGCGAUAUUCUGGCUGUACUGUAUCCAAAGACUUUGAUGCUGCCGGUACUUGCCCGACCUAAUCUCCCCGAUAUGGCUACUGAAUUAGUCACCAAGACGCGGCGGCUGAAGCGCCACGCGCUACCAUGUGUUCUCAUGCGCGCGGGUACCUCCAAAGGAAUAUUCCUGCACCAAAAGGAUUUACCGAUGAAGGAGGUUGACUGGGCUCCUCACUUGGUCUCUGCUCUUGGAUCUCGAGGGAACGACCCUCGACAGAUUGAUGGUGUUGGCGGAGGGACAUCAACGACGUCAAAAGUUGCCGUCGUUCGGCGCUCUCAAAGGCCAGACGCCGAUAUCGAUUGGACCUUUGUUCAAGUUGCUGUAGGCAAAGAGUCAGUAGACUUUACCGGUACUUGCGGCAACAUGACUGCGGGUGUGGCACCAUUUGCCAUCCAGGAAGGCCUGAUCAAGCCUCAGCGAGAACAGACCAAGAUGGAUGUAAGAAUCUACAACACAAAUACAGAUCGGAUAGUCAUCGAGACUGUCACACUCAACAGCUCAGGAGACUAUGAGGAGGAUGGCAACUUUAUCAUUUCUGGGGUCAAAACGCCUGGGAGCGAAGUCAAGUGCAGAUUUGUCAAACCCUUUGGCAGUAUGACUGGGAAGCUUUUUCCUUCCGCAGACCAGCAACAGCAGACACUCUGGGUGCAGCCACUCAUGCCCGGCCGUGAGCCCUUCGACGUUCGUGUAACACUUAUUGACUCGGCGAACCCUUUUGUCCUCAUCGAUACGACAUCAAUAUCGGCAACCCUUCUCGGAACAAAUCCAUCCGACUCUGAUCGGAAUGAUCUUGUAGAGUCCAUCCGCCGCGCCGGUGCAGUCGCGAUGGGGCUAGCAACAGACGUCGAAGCCGCCGGUAGGACUCGUGGUACGCCCAAAGCUGCACUCGUUUUCCCCCCAACGAUUACCCAAGCUGGCGGCAGCAUCAAGGCUAGGCCAGAUAUUCGCAUACAAGCCUACUCCAUGGGGUUACCGCAUCCAAGCCUACAGCUCACAGGCGCCGUGACAAUAGCCGUCGCAUUAAGCUACCCUGGUACAAUCGUGGCGGGUCUCUCCGCCAUGGGUUCUAUCAUGCAUGGGACGUUGCCACCGACUCCCGCGCAGUCACCUCCACCUGACUACCAGAAAGAAGAGCAUUGUGGGUCGGGGCGCGAUGUACUAAUUGAACAUAGCCAAGGAACAAUCAAGGUAGAUGUGGAAAUGGACAAUGGCGGAGAAGUCGCUAGUUGCUCAGUGUCGCGUACUGCAAGGAGGUUGUUUGAGGGGAAAGUUAGGUAUUAUAUACAGGAGGAUGAGUUGUAG